This is a messenger RNA of Punctularia strigosozonata HHB-11173 SS5, 1414 nucleotides long. RefSeq lists its product as uncharacterized. Gene Ontology annotation, molecular function: DNA binding; protein dimerization activity. The record is from RefSeq and is a predicted model, not a curated record. The transcript is spliced from 6 exons. Bases 15 to 1229 code for a protein of 404 amino acids. NCBI's taxonomy places the organism in Eukaryota, Fungi, Basidiomycota, Agaricomycetes, Corticiales, Punctulariaceae.
GAUGCCGUGGAUUAAUGAAAAAAGCGUACGAGCUCGGUGUUCUAUGCUCGGUGGACAUAGCUGUUAUCGUCUUCGAGGACCGCCAGGGUCAUAAGCCGAAGCUCUACGAGUACUGCUCCACCGAGAUACGACACAUUGUCCAACGUCACAUGCGGUUCGAUGGAGAACGGGACACGAAAGGUCCAAUGGACUUUGGCGGUUCCAAAGCUGAAGACGGUGGGGACGACGACGACGGCGAUGACGACGAUACGUUCUCUAGUGGAAGUCCGAACAUGAUGCGCACCGGCCAAGGUGCUGGGAUGGCCUCUGGCGGUAUGGCUCCACACUUAAUGGCGCUCACGCCAACGCAGAUGCAGCACCUUCAACCGUCGUUCGGCAUGCAAACUCACCCAUCCGCCUUUCCCUCGUCUCUCGAGCGUUCACGGUCUAACACCAUCCCCUCUUACCCGGGUCAAAAGAGGCCGCGCCUCGACCAUCCAGUCCGGACGCCUUAUGGCUUCGGUCUUGACAUGACCGCGCACUCUCAGGGCCAUACCUCCAACGUCGGAUCCCAUACUGCGGCUCAUCAUUACUCGCCGUCGACAGCGCAAUAUCCCAACCAUUCUAGUACGGCGCCCUCGAACUCGUUUCCCAUGUCAUCGAACUCUGCAUCAUUGCUCCGUGGCUCCGGCAACUUCACUCCCCGCACUGGUCAACUGCACGCUGCCUCGUUCGAGAUGGAUAACGGGUUCGAUUGGCCUGUCCACCACACCGGCUCCACGAACACGAACUCGGCGGUACCGACGAACCAACCUCGUUCCUCCGCGUCAUCCACCCCGCACCAGGCCCAAACCGCGAACUCCGAUCCGUCUGCCUGGUUAGACGGGUUCCUGGGCAGUUCGUCGUCGGCUUCCCCGUCCACUCACGCCGGCGUACACGGCAACUCUGAAAGCCAAGCGCAGGGGCUCGCGCUCCCCAUGCCCAACAUCAGCGGAACUCGUCGCCCAAGCAUGAGCAUGGGAGCGACAUGGGACCGAUCUCACGACGGUGCGAGCACCCCACGCAUGGGGCAAGGCAGCCAUGACACCACGCCACGACUCGGACAUGGGCAUGACGUCCUUGGCAAACGCGACCGGGAGAGCUCUGGCGACGGUAGCAGCAAUGGCCACGGUCGGAGCGGCGGGAGUCCCAGGAUCAAAAGAGAAAACAUGGACGAUGGCGCCGUGGCUAUCGUAGGAGGUCAAGCAUAGCUCCUACGGAUCGUCAUUCGCGUCUCGUGUCGGUAUAUGUAUUGCAUUCAGCGACUUCCUCGACUAUGCUCACUCUUUCUUUCGUAUGAGCCAAGGACAAGGUUCAUAUGACGGUGUCUUUUCCAUCCCUGUAUCUACAGUGCUCUUUGAGACGUUGCAUGUAUCAUGGCCACGGUUUCUUAUCC